Hemicordylus capensis (graceful crag lizard) is the source of this 3411-nucleotide messenger RNA. RefSeq names its product leucine rich repeat containing 47 (gene LRRC47). Gene Ontology annotation, molecular function: phenylalanine-tRNA ligase activity; RNA binding; protein binding. The coding region runs from base 60 to 1874 and encodes 604 amino acids. NCBI's taxonomy places the organism in Eukaryota, Metazoa, Chordata, Lepidosauria, Squamata, Cordylidae. Gene Ontology annotation, biological process: phenylalanyl-tRNA aminoacylation. The record is from RefSeq and is a predicted model, not a curated record. The transcript has 7 exons.
CGGAAGCGCUCCUUCGCUCCGGAAGCAGACGCGCGCCCACCCGGAAGCGGCGCGGGAGAAUGGCGGCGGCCGAGGAAGAAGCGGGCGACGAAUGGCCCGGGGGCCCGGGGCGGCGGGAGCUGCGCUUGGAGGCGGGCGAGGCGCUGGAGCGGCGGGUGGCGGCGGCCGGGGGCCGCCUGCCGCCGCUGGGCGGGGCGGCGCUGCGCUGGCUGGAGGUGCGGGGCUGCGCGGCGCUGCGGGAGCCCGGGCCGGCGCUGGGCCUGCUGGCGGGGCUGCAGACGCUGGCGCUGCCUGACUGCGGGCUGGGCCCCGCCGGGCUGAACCGCGCCGGGCGCCUCCUGCCCGCCGCGCUGCGCACCCUCGACCUGUCGGGCAACGGCCUGGAGGAGCUGCCCGCCGAGUUGGGCGGCUGCUGCUGCGGGGGGGAAGGAGGAGAGCCGGAGGCCGCCGCCGCGCCCGCAGCGAAAGCCGGGGCCGCCGCCCUGCCCGAGCUGCGGCUGCUCAACCUGCGGCGCAACCGCCUGCGCGCCCUGGGGCCCGGCCUGGCCCGCGCCGCCCCUGCCCUGCAGGAGCUGCUCCUGGGCGGCAACCGCCUGCGCGCCCUCCCGGGGGCGCUCCUGCCGCCCCCGCCCGCCCCCAGCCCCCGCGGGCCCCCACUCCUGCCCCUGGCCCUGCUGGGCACCCUGGAGGCCGCCGGCAACGAGCUGGAGGAGCUGGGCCCCGAGGUCGCCCGCCUGGCCGGCCUCAAGGCUCUGGAUGUCUCCAAUAACAAGCUCUCUGAAAUCCCCAUGGAAUUGGCUGACUGUCCGAAACUGAAAGACGUCAAUUUAAAAGGGAAUGCCCUGAAAGACAAACGGCUUGAGAAGAUGGUGAACGGUUGCCAGACGAAAUCCAUCCUGGAGUAUUUGCGAGUUGGCGGUCGAGGGGGUGGCAAAGGGAGAGGAAAGCAGGAAGGUGCCGAGAGAGAGGAGGCGAGGAAGAAAAAGAGGGAGAAGCAGAAGAAGAGAGCAGGCAGUGACGCCGAGGAGGAGGAGGUGGAAGAGAGCCAGAGACUGCUGGUGAAAAUCCUCCACAUUUCUGAGAAUCCAGCUCCGUUGGUCGUGAAAGCGAAUCCGAACACCAAAGAAGUUCGCCCCUAUAUUGUCUGCUGUGUGGUGAAAGGAAUGAACUUUAACCCAGGCAACGCUUUGAAGAGGUUUCUUUCUGUCCAGACCAAGCUCCACGAGGACAUCUGCGAGAAGCGGACCGUGGCCACCAUUGCCACCCACGAUCUACGGCUGAUCAAAGGUCCUCUUCUCUACGACGUGCGGCCGCCCGACGAUUUGAAGAUUGUUCCCUUGGGCCGGAAGGAAAUCAAGGCCAAGGACCUCCUCCGCCAGCUGCAGUCGGAAGCCGAGGAGCAGCGGAAGCAAAAGAGGAGGCAGAAUAUUUCUGGACUGCACAAAUACCUUCAGUUACUGGAUGGGAAAGAAAAUUACCCCUGCCUGGUGGACGCUGAGGGCACUGUGAUUUCCUUCCCGCCAAUCACAAACAGUGAGAAAACAAAGCUUGGAAAAGCCACCUCUGAUCUUCUUCUGGAAGUGACCAGUGCCACCAGCCUUCAGAUCUGCAAGGACGUGAUGGACACCCUCAUUCUGAAAAUGGCAGAGCUGAACAAGUCCGCCAUGCAGAACAAGGAUGGGGAACUGGAUUCCAAUCACGUGCCCAACAACUUUCUCGGACACGGAAACCCGAGCCCCGAAGGCAUUUCCGAGAACUCCCCUCUGUUGCUGGAACAGGUUCGGGUCGUGGACAUGGAUGGGAACUUGAAAGUCCUUUACCCUUCAAAAACUGACCUUGUGACAGUUUCCUCUCUGGUGACUGUAAUUCAUUAAGCUCUGUCCGGUUUGUGGGGGUUUUUUGUUUUGUUUUAAUUCAUUUUUGAAAGUACCUUACAGCAUUUGUAAAUGGUAGCCUUGAUUUUGCCUCUUUCUAAAUUUUUCUUUUUUAAAACACAACUGUCAGCUGCCCUGUUUGGGGGCGGAGGUUGAUUUGGUGUUUGCAGUGCAAGAUUUUGCAGUCUGGAGGGAGACUCUGAGACGGCCUGAUUAAGAAAACAUGCUAAUUGCCUUCCCAACCCUGGGAUCUGCACAGACUGGUCUUGAAUCAAGGAGCUGAGCUGUAUUUAUUCUAAUGUAGCACACUAAUAAAUAAAGGACACUGUGGAGCUUCUGUUUCCACAUGGGGACACCCAUGCUAUUGUGUCAUGGCCUCAGUUAACAACAGCACCAGGGACACUUGAGCCCGGCGCCCAACUUUCUGCUGUGCCAGCUGAGAAGGGGGCAAAGGACUCUUUAUCCCCCCUGUUCCCUAGUAGGGGCAGCAGCCGCCAGGCUUUGGGCAGAGAAGCCCCUCGCGGCUGUGUGUAUUGCCAGCCAUUGAGAGCGCGGAGGUGCCGAACAGGAGAGGUGUUCCCUCCAACAGGGAUGGUGUUGACUACAACUCCCAGAAUCCCCAGCUGCAGUGGCUUUUGCUUGGGGAUUCUGGGAGUUGUAGUCGGCAUCAUCAGGGAAUCCCGGCGGUUAGAGGGAUCACAGGGUCAGAGCAAACUUGUGUUGCUCUGACCUGGGGAUUGAUUGCGGGGGCACCCUUUGCCCAUGUCCCGGCCAGUGCAGGCGCAUCUGUUGCAUAACGUAGAAGCCGCGAAAGCUGUCCCUGCCGUUGACAGCUGUGCUAGGGUCCAAACCAUAAAGGCGUCCUUCCCUGUGCCUUCCUCAGUGGCCUCAUGCCCAGAAUCCCAACUGUGGCUGUGGGAUCUUGAGAAUCUGAAUCCCUUUCCCCAGGCAGUCUAGUUGCACGUCCCCUGGCCCCGCUCUGCAACACUCCAGCAGUGUAGGAAGCAGGAGGAGCUGCCACACCUGCACUGUGCAGAUGUGGCCGGGGACCGAGGGCAUCUCUUGCGCGUUCUCUCCCUGGCGGGUUGCCAGUGGCACCAGUUGGUAUCACGGGGGACAGCGGCUGCCAUGCGGUUGGGCUGAUGUGGGGCUGCACAACUCUGGCCCCUCCUGCAGAUGCUGGACUACAACUCCCAUCAUCCCCCGACAAUUGGUCACGGUGGCUGGGGGUGAUGGCAGUUGUCGUCCCAGACCAGGUGGAGGUCCUAAGCCCUGGGCUUAGUGGAUGGAUUGGGCCUGGGCUUUCCCCCGCCACUUGGAGAUCCAACCCUCGACACACGCAUGCUGGUGACCUGUAUCUGCAAGGAAGGGGCUGGGGGGCUCUUCAAAGCAGGGGGAGCCAAUGGGCCGGCCCCACCUGAGGGCACAACUAGAUUCCCUCCUUGCAUCGGCCUCCAUUUCUAGGCUUCAUCGGUUGCACAGAAGAAUGUAAAGAUGUUGCUAAAAAUAUUACAAAUAAAGCAGCAAAUAAAAGAUA